Salvia splendens (bonfire salvia) is the source of this 2082-nucleotide messenger RNA. RefSeq names its product histone deacetylase 19. NCBI's taxonomy places the organism in Eukaryota, Viridiplantae, Streptophyta, Magnoliopsida, Lamiales, Lamiaceae. The transcript is spliced from 6 exons. Gene Ontology annotation, cellular component: nucleus. The record is from RefSeq and is a predicted model, not a curated record. Gene Ontology annotation, molecular function: histone deacetylase activity. Gene Ontology annotation, biological process: epigenetic regulation of gene expression. The coding region runs from base 456 to 1850 and encodes 464 amino acids.
GCUUCGAUUACUAGCUACUUUUGAUGUUGAGCGUUCAUUGGAAUGAAUUUAACUUCGUAAAUCUCAGAACUAAAACUUUCCCGCUAUUCUUUUAUUUUUCAUUUUUUGCAGUAUUUGUAGAUUGUGUUGAUCUGUAGUUUUAUUAGCAAGAUUUACGCUAGAUUAUCGCUAACUCCUUUUGCUUAAUUAUUUAUGAUUUGCGAAUUUAGGAAAAACAUAGGUUUGAGUUCGAGCUGCAUUCGAAAUCUCUCGUUCGAGCUUAGAUUUUGCUUUGCCUUUCACAUACUAAACCCUUAAUUGACGUUUUAGCCACUUUUUCUACUGAUUAGUGACUUGUUCUUCUGCAAAUCUUAAUAAAUUAUUUUCAUCUCGUUAGCGUACUUGACCUAAUUCACUCGCCAAAUUUGAAAAUGAUUUGUUGCUAUUAAAAGUUACCUACUAUAUCUCAGUGGUGAAUGGAUACCGGAGGCAAUUCUUUGCCGUCUGGAGCCGAUGGGGUCAAACGGAAAGUGAGCUAUUUCUACGACCCAGAGGUCGGGAAUUAUUACUAUGGGCAAGGUCACCCGAUGAAGCCUCACAGGAUGCGCAUGACGCACGCGCUUCUUGCACAUUACGGAUUGUUGCAGCAUAUGCACGUUCUGAAGCCGAAUCCUGCUAGGGACAAAGACCUUUGCAGAUUUCAUGCUGAUGAUUAUAUUUCUUUUCUGAGGAGCAUCACACCGGAGACACAACAGGAGCAGCUCAGGCAGCUGAAGAGGUUUAAUGUUGGCGAAGACUGUCCUGUAUUUGACGGUCUCUACUCGUUCUGCCAGACUUAUGCGGGUGGGUCGGUUGGUGGUGCCGUGAAGCUAAAUCAUGGACAUUGUGAUAUAGCAGUGAAUUGGGCUGGUGGGUUGCAUCAUGCCAAGAAAUGCGAGGCUUCUGGUUUUUGCUAUGUGAAUGACAUUGUGUUGGCUAUCUUAGAACUUCUAAAAGUUCAUGAGCGUGUUCUGUAUGUAGACAUUGAUAUUCACCAUGGUGAUGGAGUUGAGGAGGCAUUUUACACUACAGACAGGGUGAUGACCGUUUCUUUUCAUAAAUUUGGUGAUUAUUUUCCUGGUACAGGCGAUGUACUAGACAUUGGAUAUGGAAAGGGAAAAUAUUACUCUCUUAAUGUUCCCUUAGAUGAUGGAAUUGAUGACGUAAGCUAUCAGUCUCUGUUUAAGCCAAUAAUGGGAAAGGUUAUGGAGGUUUUUAAACCUGGUGCUGUAGUAUUACAAUGCGGGGCAGACUCUCUGUCUGGAGAUCGGCUAGGAUGCUUUAAUCUCUCCAUCAAAGGUCAUGCUGAGUGCGUAAAGUUUAUGAGAUCAUUCAAUGUGCCUCUACUGUUGUUGGGUGGUGGUGGCUACACUAUACGUAAUGUUGCUCGUUGCUGGUGUUAUGAGACAGGUGUAGCACUUGGUAUGGAACUUGAUGACAAGAUGCCACAACAUGAGUACUAUGAAUAUUUUGGCCCUGAUUAUACUCUGCAUGUUGCUCCAAGUAACAUGGAAAAUAAAAACUCCCGCCAUUUACUGGAAGAGAUCAGAUCAAAGCUUCUUGAGAAUCUCUCGAGCCUUCAGCAUGCACCAAGUGUCCCAUUUCAGGAGCGGCCACCAGAUAGUGAAAUGCCAGAGAUGGAAGAAGAUCGUGAUGGAGAGGAUGAGAGAUAUGACCCCGACUCUGACAUGGAUCUUGAUGAUGAACGGAAGCCUCUACCAGGCAGAGUGAAGAGUGAAUUUUCUGAACCCGAACCAAAAGACAUGGACGUGGUCAAAGAGGAUGAGCCGAAUAGGGAAGUUGACCUGAAAUGCUCCGAGCCUCUUGCCUAAAAGAUAUUACACUACCUCGUCCAUGCCACACUGUAAGUGAUUUUGGUGAAAUUCUCGAUAUGCUUCAUUUCGUAAUUUUAUAGAUCACGUCAGGGAUUCAGUCAUGAAUUUGCAUCUGUACAACUAGGAUUACUUGUAAAUUUAUGCAAGCAUAGCAAUCCUCCUCUUGAGAGGCUGAGGAUGAAACAUUUGUGAUAAUGAUUAUGUUAUUACUUUGUUUAGUUGUUUAAAA